Molecule: messenger RNA, 1012 nt
Organism: Selaginella moellendorffii
Lineage: Eukaryota; Viridiplantae; Streptophyta; Lycopodiopsida; Selaginellales; Selaginellaceae
Product: amidophosphoribosyltransferase 2, chloroplastic-like
Exons: 1
Coding region: 66-956 (296 amino acids)
Biological process (GO): purine nucleotide biosynthetic process
Cellular component (GO): cytoplasm
Molecular function (GO): amidophosphoribosyltransferase activity
Source: RefSeq, a predicted model, not a curated record
GCCGCUGCUGGGAAAGAUCUGCUUGGUUUGCGAGCAGCUGGAUCGGAGCUUUCAGCUUGAUCUUCAUGACUUCGGAGAUGGUGGUGGCGGUGAGGGAUCCUCGCGGCUUUCGGUCGCUGGUGAUGGGAUUCCGCGAGGAUGGCACGGUGGUUUUCGCGUCGGAGACUUGCGCCUUCAAUCUUAUCCAUGCCAGGUACGAGAGGGAAGUCGAGCCGGGGGAAGUUUUGGUGGCGACCAAGUCGGAAAAUGGCCGCGGCAGCGUGAACGUAGAACGUUUCCACGAGCUCGAGAAGGCCGAGUCUCUGAAGCUAUGCUUGUUCGAGCUCUUCUACUUGUCCCGGCCGGAGUCCUUCGUCUUUGGACACUCGGUCUACCUCACCAGAUACAGGCUUGGCGAGCUUCUAGCCGAGGAUUUCCCAGUGGACUGUGACUUCGCCAUGGCGGUGCCAGAUUCCGGGAUGGUGUCGCUGCUUGGCUACGCGAGCAAGCUCGGGAUUUCAAUCCAGCAGGCGCUCAUCCGGUCGCACGACUCGUUCAUCCAGCCGCGAGAAGUCCACCGGAAGCGCAAGGUUUUGAUGAAGCUGGCUCCGGUUCCGGAGAUCCUGGAAGGCAAGAAGGUGGUCGUGGUGGACGACUCCAUCGUUCGCGGGACAACUUCCAGGAUCAUCGUCGAGAUCUUGCGGUCGGCUGGAGCGAGAGAAGUUCACUUGAGGAUCCCGAGUCCUCCGGUGAUCGACAGCUGCUACUACGGAGUUGACACUCCCACCAAGGAGGAGCUGCUGCUGUUUAAGAUGUCGCAAGCCGAGGCUUGCGAUUACAUUGGAGCCGACUCGCUCGAGUUCUUGUCGCUGGAGAGGAUCAAAGCAAAGAUAGGGAAUGGCCGCCAUUUUUGCGAUGCGUGCUUCACUGGGUGUCACAUUGGGUGCUCCAAAAGAGCUGUGGAAUUGGCAGUUUGAUCUUGGGGGGAGAGAGAGAGAGAGAGAGAGCAAGUAAAGGAACUUGUUUCCCGCCA